CGCGGGUCGCGCUCGGCGGCUGGGUUCGUGGGGUUGACUGGGAACGCAGAGGCGAGGGGCCGGGGGCGCGGACGGCAGGAUGCCCGACAUCAGGGUCACACCCCUGGGGGCCGGCCAGGAUGUGGGCCGAAGCUGCAUCCUGGUCUCCAUUGCGGGCAAGAACGUCAUGUUGGACUGUGGGAUGCACAUGGGCUUUAACGACGACAGGCGCUUCCCCGACUUUUCCUACAUCACCCGCAAUGGCCGGCUGACCGACUUCUUGGACUGCGUGAUCAUCAGCCACUUCCACCUGGACCACUGUGGGGCGCUCCCCUACUUCAGCGAGAUGGUGGGCUACGAUGGGCCCAUCUACAUGACCCACCCCACCCAGGCCAUCUGCCCCAUCCUGCUGGAGGACUACCGCAAGAUCGCCGUUGACAAGAAGGGCGAGGCCAACUUCUUCACCUCCCAGAUGAUCAAGGACUGCAUGAAGAAAGUGGUGGCCGUCCGCCUCCACCAGACGGUCCAGGUGGAUGAUGAACUGGAAAUCAAGGCCUACUAUGCGGGCCACGUGCUGGGGGCAGCCAUGUUCCAGAUUAAAGUGGGCUCAGAGUCUGUGGUCUACACGGGUGAUUAUAACAUGACCCCGGACCGGCAUUUGGGAGCUGCCUGGAUUGACAAAUGCCGCCCCAACCUGCUCAUCACAGAGUCCACGUACGCCACAACCAUUCGGGACUCCAAGCGCUGCCGGGAGCGAGACUUCCUAAAGAAGGUCCACGAGACCGUGGAGCGUGGUGGGAAGGUGCUGAUACCUGUGUUCGCGCUGGGCCGCGCUCAGGAGCUCUGCAUCCUGCUAGAGACCUUCUGGGAGCGCAUGAACCUGAAGGCUCCCAUCUACUUCUCCACGGGCCUGACGGAGAAGGCCAACCACUACUACAAGCUCUUCAUUACCUGGACCAACCAGAAGAUCCGGAAGACCUUUGUCCAGAGGAACAUGUUCGAGUUCAAGCACAUCAAGGCCUUCGACCGUGCAUUUGCCGACAACCCAGGUCCCAUGGUCGUGUUUGCCACACCAGGGAUGCUGCAUGCUGGCCAGUCUCUGCAGAUCUUCCGGAAGUGGGCAGGCAAUGAGAAGAACAUGGUCAUCAUGCCCGGCUACUGUGUGCAGGGCACUGUGGGCCACAAGAUCCUCAGCGGGCAGCGCAAGCUGGAGAUGGAGGGACGGCAGGUGCUGGAGGUCAAGAUGCAGGUGGAGUACAUGUCCUUCAGUGCCCACGCAGACGCCAAGGGCAUCAUGCAGCUAGUGGGCCAGGCAGAGCCUGAGAGCGUGCUGCUGGUGCAUGGCGAGGCCAAGAAGAUGGAGUUCCUGAAGCAGAAGAUCGAGCAGGAAUUCCGGGUCAACUGCUACAUGCCGGCCAACGGUGAGACAGUGACGCUGCCCACGAGCCCCAGCAUCCCUGUGGGCAUCUCGCUGGGGCUGCUGAAGCGGGAGAUGGCUCAGGGGCUGCUCCCCGACAUCAGAAAGCCCCGACUCCUGCACGGCACCCUGAUCGUGAAAGACAGCAGCUUCCGGCUCGUGUCCUCAGAGCAAGCCCUCAAGGAGCUGGGCCUGGCGGAACACCAGCUGCGCUUCACCUGCCGCGUGCAGCUGCAUGACUCACGCAAGGAGCAGGAGACGGCUGCGCGCGUCUACAGCCACCUCAAGAGCAUCCUCAAGGACCACUGCGUGCAGCACCUUCCUGACGGCUCCGUGACUGUGGAGUCCAUCCUCGUCCAGGCUGCAGCCCACUCGGAGGACCCAGGCACCAAGGUGCUGUUGGUCUCCUGGACAUACCAGGACGAAGAGCUGGGGAGCUACCUCACGGCACUACUCAAGAAAGGCCUGCCCCAGGCCCCCAGCUGAGGCCAGCUGACCGCUAGUCAGCCACCUCUGCCUUUUGCUCAGCUGGAGGAACCUGGGCUUCCGCUCCAGGACCAUGUCUGCCCUGGGUUUUCCCUGUGUGUCCCAGUGUGAGCCACAGCCCUCAUCUUCGGGGACAAGAUCACAGUGUCACGUCCCUGCCCGAGUGGCUGUUUUUGGCUGAAGAAAUGAAAGAGUCUGGGGGCCUCUUCACCUUUUAUUUCUAUUUCUGGGUGGGGGCUCCCAGAGUAUUAAUUUGCAGUAAAGACAGAACCAAGGCUG
Diceros bicornis minor is the source of this 2161-nucleotide messenger RNA. RefSeq names its product integrator complex subunit 11 (gene INTS11). The transcript has 17 exons. Gene Ontology annotation, biological process: snRNA processing. NCBI's taxonomy places the organism in Eukaryota, Metazoa, Chordata, Mammalia, Perissodactyla, Rhinocerotidae. Gene Ontology annotation, cellular component: nucleus. The coding region runs from base 80 to 1882 and encodes 600 amino acids. The record is from RefSeq and is a predicted model, not a curated record.